AUGGCGGACGUCGCAAAUCCUCUUGGAGAAACUUCCACUCAAAUACCAGAACCGGUCUCCGCUCUGCGAUCGUCCAAGCCGCCAAAGCCGAAGCGGGUGCCGACUCGCGUCUCGAUAGCCGCUCCGAAAGGCUCCACCGGCUCCGAUGUCACAAGCCCGCGUUCCGGUUCUUCGGGCGGCUUGAACGUGUCGACGACGACAUGGAAGAGAUUGAUUCUGACAAUCGAUGGCGGCGGAAUCAGGGGAUACUCAUCGCUCAUCGUCCUACGGGCGUUAAUGCAAGAGAUUGAGCGCAUCGAGCAGUCUCUUGAGCCCCGAGCCUCAGCAAGCACCCAGACCGACCGGAUACCGCGCGAACAAAUUCCCGACGAUGUGUUCAGAGAAGGGCAGUAUCUACCUUGCCACUAUUUCGACUAUAUUGCCGGCACGAGCGUCGGGGGUUUAAUAGCUAUCAUGCUUGGCAUGUUUGGGAAAACCGUCGACGACUGUAUCAACGAAUUUCACCGACAGAACAAAUCCAUCCCGCUAGCCGACGACGCUUCAGUGGUGUCGUCUAUCGACUUUCCGCUUAUUUACAGACGGAGCACCUGGCCUACAAAGCGCACCAGUUCCUUCUUCGACACCUUCGCCAAGUUCACCGUUACUGCGACCGGCCGCACCUUGCCAGGCGCACUCGCAAGUCCUACUGUCUCCCGAGCCUCCUCCCAGGCGUCCGCCGCAUCGAGCGAGUUUCGGACAGAUACGUACCAAUGUCAGACACUGGCCUGGUGCACCGAGGUCGAGACCCGCCGCUCGCGGCGCCCCUACGCUUUCUGCACUUACGCGGAGGACGAGAACGACCCCGAGCAGCUCAUCUCGAUUCCCGAGGUCGCCAAGGCCAUCACCACACCCUCCCGCUAUUCGUUCAAACCUUUCAAGUUAGGCUCCGGCCAGUUCGUCGACGGCAGCAAACAAAUCCGGGACCCGACCCUCGAAGUCCUCAAGGAGAUCACCUCCCUCCUCGACGAGGCGGAGCCGGCCAUUGACCUGCUCCUCAGCCUGGGCACAGACGAACACCAGGCGUGGUUCUACGAAAAGCUGCGCUCCUUCACGUCGCAGAACCCUGCCACCACGUCCGCCAAGGACCAAUGGGCCAUCGGGGAGGAAGAGGGCCGCUCCUACAACCACUACCACCGGUUUGAAGUUCCCGGGAUACGAUUGGGCUGGCGCAAGAAGUUCUUCCUCCGCGAGAUCGAGGAGGCCUCUGAGAAGUGGGUCUCGAGCCCCGAGCAGAAGACGCGCAUCACGCAGUACGCGCAGAUGCUAGUGGAACGGCGGCGCGCGAGGGCGGCGACCGCGAGGUGGGAGACGUUCGCGCUGGGGGUGCGCUACGCUUGUUUUCAUGAGGGGUGUGUUAUGAAGAGAAAGGCGGAUGAGGAGAAUCAGCUGUUCACGGGCAGGGGUGACUUCUUCGACCAUCUUGAUAGGAGACACGAUCUGAUGAAGAUGGCGGCGAAGGGGGCCGUGGAUGUAGAAGGGGAGUUGGACAAGGGGAGACGUUUUGGGUGUUCUUGA
Messenger RNA from Chaetomium globosum CBS 148.51, 1554 nucleotides. RefSeq lists its product as uncharacterized. Gene Ontology annotation, biological process: arachidonate metabolic process. NCBI's taxonomy places the organism in Eukaryota, Fungi, Ascomycota, Sordariomycetes, Sordariales, Chaetomiaceae. The transcript has a single exon. Gene Ontology annotation, cellular component: membrane. The coding region runs from base 1 to 1554 and encodes 517 amino acids. The record is from RefSeq and is a predicted model, not a curated record.